Molecule: messenger RNA, 3132 nt
Organism: Closterium sp. Naga37s-1
Lineage: Eukaryota; Viridiplantae; Streptophyta; Zygnematophyceae; Desmidiales; Closteriaceae
Source: the annotation of a GenBank genome assembly
AUGCGUCGCGAGCGUCGCAUCGAGCCGACGUCGUUCGACGCGAUCGUCGUCGGCACGGGCCUGCCCGAGUCGCUGCUGGCGGCGGCGCUGUCUCUGGCGGGGCGGCGCGUGCUGCACGUGGACUGCGCCGCUUUCUACGGGUCGCACUGGGCGUCGCUGCCGCUCGACCAACUCGCGCAGUGGGCGGCGAGCGGCGGGCGCAUUCCGCCUCCGGGGGAGAACGAGGACGCGCAGACCAACGGGUUUGCGGACGACGACGACGAGCGCGGGGAGGAUGCGCGCAGAGCCGCUGGGGAAAGCGCGGAAGGGGACGGUGGAGUGCUGAGCGGUGACGAGGGAACAGGCCCGAGAGACGGGGAGGGGGGUGCGGAGGAGAGGCAGGAGGGGGAUAGCGAAGGCAUGGGCGCAACUGAAGAUGGCGCGCGCGCAGGUGGGGAAUCAGGCGCGGGUGUGAGUGGGGGGGCAGAUGCAGCCGCAGGGGCGGGCGAGGUGUCACUUGAGGGGCGAGUGCGGGCGGGGGAGGUGAGGGCGGUGGCGCUGGGGUCGUCGGAGGACGGCGCGCUCUACUCGCGCGUGUCCACCGCCACGUGGCUGCCACGCGCCUCCCACGAGCCCUUCCACCCGGCGCGCCUGCCACCAGAGCUGGGCGAGGCGCGGCGCUACGCGGUGGACCUGGCGGGGCCGCGCGUGGUGAUGUGCGGCGAGGACGCGGUGCGCGUGCUGGUGCGCAGCGGCGCGCACCACUACGUGGAGUUCAAGGCCGUGCAGGCGCUGCUCUGCUGGCAGUCGGGGGCGGAGGGGAAGGCGCCGGGGGAGAGUGGCGCGCAAGGGCAGGGCGGUGGGGGGGAAGGGGGCCUGGUACGGGUGCCGACGAGUCGGGGCGACGUGUUUCAGGACCGGCAGCUGCCCCUGGCGGACAAGCGCCGCCUCAUGCGCUUCUUCCACUCCGCCUCCCCCCACUCCGCCCCCUCUGGCCCCCCUGCCCCCGCUGCUGCCACUGCUGGUGGCGGUGGUGGCGCGAGGGAAGGCGGGGACGAGGGAAGUGGGCAGGUGGGGGCGGAGGGGAAGGAGGAGGGGAAGGCGGCGAGCGGCAGCGAGGGGGAGGGGGAGGGGGAGGGGGAGGGGGAGGGGGAGGGGGAGGGGGAGGGGGAGGGGGAGGGGGAGGGGGAGGGGACGUUCACGGCGCUGCUGGAGGCACACGGGCUGCCAGCACGCGUGCAAGACUUCAUUCUGUACGCCAUCGCCCUGCUGCCAUGCAACCAGCACCCCACACCCCCUGCCGCUGCUGCCACCGCUGCCAACAGUGCCAGCGGUGGCAGCAGCAGCAGCAGCGGGGGAGGAGGGGGAGGAGGGGGAGGAGGGGAGGGGAUGCGGGGGGGCGUGGUGGGAGCGGUGGAGGGGCUGGCUCGCAUGGCACUCUUCCUCAACUCCGUCGGCCGGUCAGGGCAGCUCACCAACGCCCUUUCAUGCGCCAGCCCCUCCCAUCUGCAGCUUUUUUUAUUGGUGCGCUCCUCUGCUCCCGUGCACAUGUGUGCGCACCUCUGCUCCUGUGCACAUGUGUACGGUGCGGAGGCGGGCAUGAUGGUGGCGCUGUACGGCAUGGGCGAGCUCGCCCAGGCCUUCUGCCGCCUCGCUGCCGUCAAAGGCGCCCUCUAUCCCCCACUGUGCCUCAUCCCCCCACCUUGCCUCAUGCGCCCACUGCUGCUCUUCACCAUGUUGCAUGCUGCUCCUGAGACUCCUCGCUGCUCUCACACGGGGCGGUGUGAGGGAGUGGCGGUGGAGGACGGGCAGCUGCUGGGCUCGCCCCUCGUGCUCCUCGGCCCCUCCUUCCUCCCCAAGCCGCCCCUCCCCGCUGUACCCGCAGCACCACCCGCAGCAGAGCCCGCAGCAGAGCCUGCAGCGGUGAGCGGCAGUGCUGAAGCACGUGGGAGUGCAGCAGGUGGCAGUGGCGCGUGUGUGGAUGAGGGGACAAGCCCAGGCGUGGCGGGGCCUCAGUCUCAUGGUGGCGGUGGCGGCAAUGGUGGUGGUCUGGACAGCGCUGGUGGUGGUCUGGACAGCGCUGGUGGUGCUUUGGACAGCGCUGGUGGUGCUUUGGGCAGCGCUGGUGGUGCUUUGGAUAGCGCUGGUGGUGGUUUGGACAACGCUGGUGGUGGUCUGGACAGCGCUGGUGGUGGUUUGGACAGCGCUGGCAAGACAAGUGCCGGAGGGGAGAGGGGGGAAGGGGAGGAGGAGCAGGAGGAGGGCAUGGUGGCGCGCUGCAUUUGCAUCACUGACGGUUCCCUGCAUCCACAGAUGCACACUCUGGUUGCUGUGCUGCCGCCCACAUCACUCGCACCAGGGCUUCCGGAGCAGCCAGUGAGAGUGUGCCAGCUGUCAUCGCAAUGUGCUGUGUGCCCCCAAGGGAAGUACCUGCUGUAUCUCUCCACCCGCUGCCUCCCCUCCCACUGCCCUCGUGCCCUGCUGCUGCCCGUGCUUGCUGCCCUCACUGCGUUGCCACACCCCUCCCCCACCACUCAUUCUGCUGCUGCUGCUGCUGCUGCUGCUGGAGGUGUGAGUGAGGGGGGUGGCAGGAGCAAGCAAGCAGAGGGAGCGAGUGAGGGUUGUGGCAGGAGCAAGCAAGCAGAGGGAGCGAGUGCGCAGGAGAAUGCGGGGAGCGGGGUGGCCGGGCAGGGGGGAGGAGAGGGAGAUGGAGGGGAGGAAACGGAGUCAUCCAGCCGUAUGGUAUCAGAGCAGGUGGGGUCAGAGGCAGGGACGGGCGAGGAGCAUGGAGAGGAGACAGCUGGGAAGGGGAGGCCCACUGCCCUGUGGGCUGUGUUCUUCUCGCAGCGCCUGCUGGAUGCCCGCAGUGUGCAGGUGCCUGAGGGCGUGUUUGCAUGCAGCGCUCCGAGUGACUCCCUGCACCUGCAGUCAGUGCUCGAAGAGACCCAGCAGGUCUUCACGCACAUUGCCCCCGGGGAGGAGUUCUUCCCCACCCGCCUGGAUGAGGAGGAGAGGGAAGAUGAGGCACACGGGUUUGACAAUGGUAACUCGGAGGAGCAUGCCAAUGAGGACGGGGAUGGGGAUGGGCAUGGGCAUGGGGAUGGGGAUGAGCAUGGAGAUGAGAGGAGGGACCAGAGCAACGGAGGGGGGUGA